GGGAAGCUGCCGAAGCCGUGGAUAUUCAUGAGAACGGCAAGUGUUUUCUUUUUUUCUCUCUCUCUCUCGCUGUGUUGAUACACUGCAAUGUCCACAGACAAACAGACAGACAGACAGUGAGACAGACAGAGCAGGAAACUGACAAGUGGAAGGAAGACUGAGCCCGGCCCAUCUUGCCAUUGAUCUUCAGACCGAUCAAGGAAGAUGGAUUCGAUUAUGGAUGCUGGGAAACCAAACCAGGAGUGGAAUAUUUAGAGUUCCCAGAUGAGGCUGUCUCAUCCACAAAGUCUUGUCAGUCAUUCUUUGGAUCCAAGUAACCUACAUGAAACCUACAUGAAACAGGAGGGACCUGGUAUGAAGUCUUCUGUAAUCGCUUUGGAUGCCUAACUGUUGGGAAAUUACAUUUUUUUCUGGAAUCAGUUUACUACUGGGAAACAUGCAUAAAGUGCUCCAAGUCCGUUAAACACUCCAGGGGACUUGGAGAAAGGUUUUCCUCUGCAGCGUCAUCAUGAAUUCCAACUGGGAUAUCCCAUGGGCUCGUCCAGCCAAAGGAAGACAUCACAGAGUGACAAUUGUAUUUUAAUUUUUCUAUCUCCGUCUUUGGCUUUUGGAUUAACAGCAUCCCCAAAAACAAUUUUUCAACUGCUUCCAUCUGAACUCGUAUCUUCUAAAGGGCACAUAAAUGUUCCUCUGCUGUUCUGUGGGGCCUCUGAUUUGAGCCAUUUGAAGACUGAAGUGUGGACGGAGCGCAGGCGCGGAGGUUGGCUGACUGAGUCAGCUCCGAUGGGGGCCGGUUGUGACCCGGUCUGACCCCGGUUUGAGCUUGCAGUGACCCCUGACUCCUCCGGUCCUGGCUCUCCACCUGCUCUGCUGCCUGGGUUCGGGAACGCUCCGCCCUGGAGCCCAGAACGAGCCAAUCAGCAUGAAGAAGAGCCGCAGCGUGCUGUCGGUAACUGGAGAAGAGGGAAAUGAUAUAGAUGUAACGGAUGCAGGGGAGAAGGCGGAGUCAUCUCGCUACAGCCGAUCAUACACGUCCGGGGCCACACUGGGGGCUGAACUGCGCAGAGGGAGAAGCAGGAGACUCUCGCCUAGUCUCCAGGUACCCUGCUGGCUUCGCCCUCGAGACCGAACUCGUUCGCCAGAAGUCCUGAGCAAUAUGUCACGUCCCACAACUCUUCCACUUCGUAUCCCACCACGCAUCUCCAUCACACAACCAGAUGCUGACAGUUAUGAAGCAGAAAACGGCGUGUCCCCGGGUCACACCCCUGUGGGCUCUCAGAGUCCAAGCCUCACCUUGCACACCUCAUUCCCCCAAGGCCAGAGAAGAGAAUCCUUCCUGUACCGCUCCGAUUCAGACUACGACAUGUCACCCAAGUCCGUCUCACGUAAUUCUUCCCUUGCCAGCGAAGGGCACACAGCAGAGGACUUCAUUGUCACACCUUUUGCUCAAGUGCUUGCCAGUCUUCGAUCAGUACGGAGCAAUUUCACCAUCCUCGCCAACGUCUCUACACAAACAAUCAAGAGGUCUCCUCUAAGUGGUGUGUGCGUCAGUCCCCGGGGGACACUAUCAGAUCAGCAGUACCAGCAGCUCGCCCUGGACACGCUGGAGGAGCUGGACUGGUGCUUGGACCAGCUGGAGACCAUUCAGACACACCGAUCUGUCAGUGAAAUGGCCUCCAACAAGUUUAAAAGGAUGCUGAACAGAGAGCUCUCUCACCUGUCAGAGAUGAGUCGCUCAGGCAACCAGGUGUCUGAAUACAUCUCCAGCACUUUUCUGGACAAGCAGAACGAGGAGGAAAUCCCAUCUCCGACUCUCAAAGACAAGCCUAUGAGUCACAUCAGUGGAGUAAGGAAACUGUCUCACAGCUCCAGCCUCUCCAGCGCUUCAAUGCCUCGUUUCGGCGUCAACACGGACCACGAGGAUGAACUUGCCAAGGAGCUGGAGGAUCUGGACAAGUGGAGUUUUAACAUAUUCAAAGUAGCAGAGUUUUCUAAUAACAGACCUCUUAGUUGCGUCAUGUACACCAUCUUCCAGGAGCGGGAGCUGUUGAAGACUUUUCGUAUUCCCGUCGACACUUUUGUUUCUUACGUGAUGACCCUGGAGGACCAUUACCAUGGAAACGUAGCCUACCACAAUAGCCUCCAUGCUGCAGAUGUAACCCAGUCCACACAUGUCCUCCUUUCCACACCUGCUCUGGAUGCUGUCUUCACAGAUUUAGAGAUCCUCGCCGCUCUGUUCGCCGCAGCUAUCCACGAUGUAGACCAUCCAGGCGUUUCCAAUCAGUUCCUCAUCAACACCAACUCAGAACUGGCUCUGAUGUAUAACGACGAGUCAGUCCUGGAGAACCAUCACCUCGCUGUUGGCUUCAAGCUGCUACAUCAGGAGCACUGCGACAUCUUCCAGAACCUGACCAAGCGCCAGCGCCAGAGUCUUCGCAAGCUCGUCAUUGAUAUGGUGUUGGCCACAGACAUGUCCAAACACAUGACUCUGUUGGCUGAUUUGAAGACCAUGGUGGAAACCAAGAAGGUGACAAGUUCUGGUGUUUUGCUCCUGGACCACUACACAGAGCGAAUACAGGUACUGAGGAACAUGGUGCACUGUGCAGACCUGAGUAAUCCCACCAAGACCCUAGCGUUGUACAGGCAGUGGACGGAGAGGAUCAUGCAGGAGUUCUUUAGACAGGGUGACAAAGAACGAGAGAGAGGGAUGGAGAUCAGUGCCAUGUGUGACAAACACACUGCGUCGGUAGAGAAGAGUCAGGUGGGUUUCAUCGACUACAUUGUCCACCCGCUGUGGGAGACGUGGGCUGACCUAGUGCAUCCAGACGCCCAGGAGCUGCUGGACACCUUGGAAGAGAACAGGGAAUGGUAUCUGAACACCAUGCCCCAGUCUCCUUCUCCUCCUCCUGACAGACACCUCCAGCACGACCGCUUCCAGUUCGAACUCACCCUUGAAGACCUGGAGCACAACAACCACAACCAUGUGCACCUGAGGAGCAGCAGCAUCCAGAAAGCCAUCUGUGAUGACAGCAAUGCAGACGGAAUGCAGGAUGGACAGGUGGAAGCGAACAGAGAGGAGCAGAACCAUGUCAUAACUGAGAAGGACAACACGGAGAAUCACAGCAGCGAACAGAAUGGAGUCCAGGAUGAGGACGAGGAGGAGACUGGAGAUGGGGAGGCAGAGGAAACAGAAGAGGUGGAGGAGGAUGAGCAGGUUGAGGAGGAUGAGCAAGUUGAGGAGGAUGAGCAGAUUCAGGAAGAUGAGCAAGUUCUGGAGGAUGAGCAAGUUCCGGAGGAUGAGCAAGUUCCGGAGGAUGAGCAAGUUUUGGAGGAUGAGCAGGUUGAGGAGGAUGAGCAGGUUGAGGAGGAUGAGCAGGUUCUGGAGGAUGAGCAUGUUGAGGAGGAUGAGCAGAUUCAGGAAGAUGAGCAAGUUCUGGAGGAUGAGCAAGUUCCGGAGGAUGAGCAAGUUCCGGAGGAUGAGCAAGUUUUGGAGGAUGAGCAGGUUGAGGAGGAUGAGCAGGUUGAGGAGGAUGAGCAGGUUCUGGAGGAUGAGCAUGUUGAGGAGGAUGAGCAGAUUCAGGAAGAUGAGCAAGUUCUGGAGGAUGAGCAAGUUCCGGAGGAUGAGCAAGUUUUGGAGGAUGAGCAUGUUCAGGAAGAUGAGCAAGUUGAGGAGGAUGAGCAAGUUGAGGAGGAUGAGCAGGUUGAGGAGGAUGAGCAGGUUCAGGAAGAUGAGCAAGUUUUGGAGGAUGAGCAGAUUCUGGAUGAGCAAGGAGAAGCAGAAGAAAAAGCAGAGGCAGCAGAAGUGAUAGAUGCAGCACAAGAUGAAGAGACACAGGGUGAUGAGGAAGAAGAAGAAGAAAAUAUUGAAGAAGAGGAAGAUAAGGAAGGGGAAGAUGAUGAGAUAGGAGGUGAAGAUAGUGGAGUAAAUAAGGAAGAAGACAGUCAGGACAAUUUAGAAGAGACAGACGGGGAGGUAGAUGGAGGAAAUCAACUGGAAGAGGAGAUUGAAAAUGAACAAGCAGAAAUAAAUGAAGAAAGAGAGGAGGAUGUGGAUGAAAAAGAGGAUGAAGGAGAAGAGGAAGCUGAGACGGAGGAGAUAGUAGAAGAACAUGAGACAGAAGUGGAGGAUAAAGCUGAAGAGGAGGAGCAAGGUGAAACAGAGGAUAAUGUGGAGGAGGAAGAAGCACCCCAGGAUGUUGAGGAGGAUUAAGCAAAAGAAGAAGAGGAAAGUUAGUCCACUCAGAAAAUUAACAGGGUCAGCGAGGAAAAUGAUCAUGAAAGAUGCAGUAAUAAGGGCUAGAGAGUCUCUAAGAGGCAGCAGUAUGGAUGUAAAGAUAUAAGAGCUGAAUAUUAAAAAGGGAUAAAGAGCUGAAGAUGCUCUUCUUUCCAGAUAAUGUGGUCUCACCACUUUAUCAUGGGAAAGCCAGAUCAUGCACGACCUUCGGACGUGAGUUAAACGAGUGACAUUUAAGACCAACAGAACAGCACCAUGGAUACAAAAGCAAAACCUCACAAGAUCUUUUUGAACCGCCAGAUUGUUGCUAUGAGCCAAUAAGCCGGUAGUGACAGAGACUGGAGUCCUUUUCACUUGGUGUCUGUGCAUCUAUCACUGCCGUCUGGGAUAAACUGGGGCAAAACAAUAAAAUAACAGGGGGACCGGUUUUAUCAACCUUUUGUAGCUCCUGGAAUUUACAUAUAUAUAUAUAUAUAUAUAUAU
Messenger RNA from Cololabis saira (Pacific saury), 4717 nucleotides. Its product is annotated as cAMP-specific 3',5'-cyclic phosphodiesterase 4B-like. Gene Ontology annotation, molecular function: 3',5'-cyclic-AMP phosphodiesterase activity. Gene Ontology annotation, cellular component: cytosol; nucleus; perinuclear region of cytoplasm. The transcript has 17 exons. Bases 923 to 4210 code for a protein of 1095 amino acids. Gene Ontology annotation, biological process: signal transduction. NCBI's taxonomy places the organism in Eukaryota, Metazoa, Chordata, Actinopteri, Beloniformes, Belonidae. The record is from RefSeq and is a predicted model, not a curated record.